Pisolithus orientalis is the source of this 3704-nucleotide messenger RNA. RefSeq lists its product as uncharacterized. The coding region runs from base 106 to 3396 and encodes 1096 amino acids. Gene Ontology annotation, cellular component: MutLalpha complex. Gene Ontology annotation, molecular function: ATP hydrolysis activity; ATP-dependent DNA damage sensor activity; mismatched DNA binding. The transcript is spliced from 13 exons. The record is from RefSeq and is a predicted model, not a curated record. Gene Ontology annotation, biological process: mismatch repair. NCBI's taxonomy places the organism in Eukaryota, Fungi, Basidiomycota, Agaricomycetes, Boletales, Pisolithaceae.
CACUCGGCUGGUCCAAGCCGGCACCUACACUACCAGCAUUCGAUGCGCUAUUGAGUAGUAAGGUUUCCGGUCACCCGUCCAUCUGUCUGGUGAUUCGGGGAAAGCAUGCCUGGCAGCGGUGGAGGCGGCAGUAUCAGAGCAAUCGACGCGCACACUGUUCAUCGCAUCACGUCUGGUCAAGUUGUUAUAGAUUUACAGUCAGCGGUCAAAGAACUGGUCGAAAAUUCGCUAGACGCUGGGGCGACUGCCAUCGAGGUUCGCUUUCAAAACUACGGACUCAAGUCCAUCGAGGUCGUCGACAACGGAGUUGGCAUCGCACCACGAGACUACGAAGGAAUCGCACUCAAACACUACACGUCGAAACUAUCGUCUUUUGAAGAUGUCUCUCGCAUUCACACUUUUGGCUUUCGCGGGGAGGCCCUUUCCUCCCUUUGCGCCCUAAGCGAUGGUCUCACCAUCGCGACAGCGACGGCCUCAGAAGCUCCGAUGGGUACAGUCCUCGAAGUAGAUGGAAACGGGAGGCUUAAGAGUAAGAAAGUUAAGGUUGCCCGACAGCGAGGUAUGACAGUCACAGUCGCCAAUCUAUUCAGGCCCCUUCCUGUGCGCCGAAAGGAACUCGAGAGAAACAUCAAACGCGAGUUUCAGAAAGCUUUGAGCAUAUUGCACGCGUAUGCGCUCGUCCCCUGUUCAAAAGAGAAUAAGGGUGUCCGCCUCACAGUGACUAAUCAAAUGGAGAAUGGCCGCAAAGUCGUACAACUUAAGACGGACGGGACUCCCUCUCUACGUGCAUCCGUCACUGCACUCUGGGGAACCAGGGCGUUGGACAACGUCACCGACCUUGAUCUCUCUUUCCACGUGGAAACAGAGAAGAGUGUUCUUAGGAGGCAGAAGCAAGCAAGCAAUGAUUCAGAAACUUCCCCUAUCACACCAGUUCGUGUACAAGGCCUCAUGUCUAAGUUCACGCUUGGUGCUGGGCGAACCACGAACGAUCGUCAAUACUUUUUUAUCAACGGGCGGCCAUACAAUGCAGGAAAGGUUCAAAAAGCCUUCAACGAGGUAUACCGCACUUUCAAUAUCAGCCAGGCCCCAUUCGUCAUCGCAGACUUCGUCCUCCCUACACAUGCUUGCGAUAUCAACGUAAGCCCAGACAAACGGACCAUCUUCUUGCACAGCGAAAAUAACUUUGUACUGGCUCUCAAGGAAUCCCUCGAGAAAGUGUUUUCGUCUGCGCGUUCGACCUACGAGGUUAAUGUCACCUGCGAGCAGUCGACGUCGGAUAAAACCCGAACAAAACUCCAAGGACACCCUCUCGCUCCAUCACCUUCAUCCGCACCCUCACCCGGCGGGUCGCAAAGUGGCCAUCGGACGCUGACAACUGGGGACUCGGGAUCAGUAGUAGAACCGUUGACAUCUGGCGGACCGCACAAUUCUCCAGAGCCAUCAGAUGGGAAUGACGAUCGAGACGGAUGCCGGCCUCCGUCACCUACACUCGUCGCGCCUGCGCACGCCCUUCCAAAUGCUGGCCUUCCCCGAAUGGGUAAGGAACUGGAAUCUGAGGCUGCUACGGACACAAGCACGAGAAAAAAGCCGACGUUCCCUCCAGGAUACGUGAGUGACGACAUGGAUAUAGCGGAUGAGGAGCUUGGUGUAGAAAAUGGCAUGGGAAGGAAAGGUGUAGAUCAGGGACGGAAAGGUCCCCCAUCGGCGCCAAGGCCUAGAGCACCUUUUUCGACUAGCGAAGUGCGAGGAUUGCCCGUAUCGAUGUCAGGAUCGGAAGUCGCACCAGUAUAUCCGGAUACCGACCGUGCGAAGCCACGAUCAGCACAGACCGUACUGAACACGAGUGGGGCAGUGUGGAAUUUGAAAAGGGUUUGGGGGGAAAACACGAGUGACGGUGGUGGGUGGGAUGGACGGCUUGCGAAGCGGGCGAAGGUGACCGAUACUGGGCCUGGACGAGGGGAUCUUUCGAGGUUUGUCGCUGAGGGCACUCGGCGAGGGAUAGGGAAGGGUGGCGACGAUGGUUCCGCUAAUGAUUCGAUGGAGGUCGACGAGGACGAGAAUACCGUUCUCAGAGGGAUGUCGUCGCGACUAUUGCUUGCCUGUCCAAAGAAAAAAUCUCCAAGGGAACCGAGCUUGGAAUUGGAUGACAGACCUUCGUCCCAGGACACACUUUGCGUCGCUUCCGAGGACGAGGGUGUGCCUGGAAUAGAGGUGGAUGUAGAACGUGCUCAGGUGGCUUCAAAGCCAAGACCUUCGUCCUCACGUGCGCAUUCUCUCGGCUCCAGUUUGAACCAACGGCGGUCCAGAAAUUUACCAACUGUGCGGGAGGACCCUAGCGUCACAGACCUCACACCAGAAGGUCGGGACGUCAGCCCGACACUCGUAGAGAGUCACGUUCCUGAUGAUGCGAGGGUGGUUUCAAGGUCUGGACCGUGCAAAACGCCGCAAUCCUAUGACGACGUCAUACUUCGUGUCGAUUUAGAUACAUUGCGAGUCCGUUACAAGGAUUUGGGCGCCCGAAGUCAUUUAACCUCGUCAUUGGUUAAAAUACGGUCGCAGAAUGGAGCCGCGCAGAGAAACGACGUAGCUAUCGAAAACGCCAACCUCGUGAGCGCUCCUUCAGACGAAAUCGCCUCUGCUGCCCUCUCUCGGAUUAUUUCCAAGGGAGACUUCAUGCAUAUGGACGUGGUGGGACAAUUUAAUCUUGGCUUUAUUAUCGUUCGAAAACGCACACCAGAGGUGGAUACGGAUAAGGCAGUGGCCGAGAUAAGCGUGGAGGAUGACCUGUUCGUGGUAGAUCAACAUGCCGCAGAUGAAAAAUGGAACUUUGAAACUUUGCAAGAGACAACAGCUAUCGAGUCCCAGCGGCUGUUCAGGCCUCGACCGUUGAAUCUUACAGCAGCGGAUGAGCUGGUUGCACUCGAGAAUAUGGAUGUCCUGAAACGCAACGGUUUUGAGGUCGGCCCGGUCGAGGUGUCGGCUGGCGUAGAUCACCAAGCUGGCGCUGCUGACAUUGAAUGUGAUGAGGAAGAAAGCUCGCCAAACGCUCGAUUGCACCUCAUGGCACAACCUAUUUCCAAGGAUACGGUGUUCGACAUGAAAGAUCUGGAAGAGCUCAUCCACCUCAUGCAAGACCGUCCAAGGGGUACGAUGGUACGAUGUUCGAAAGCGCGCGCUAUGUUUGCGAUGCGUGCCUGUCGACGGAGCGUCAUGAUAGGGCGACCGCUAGACAAGUUGCGUAUGACUACUAUCGUACGACACAUGGCAUCUAUGGACCAGCCUUGGAAUUGUCCUCAUGGAAGGCCCACGAUGCGGCACCUAUCAGACCUAACUUCCUUUGGAGGUUACGAUCCACCCUCGCGUACAGUUAACUGGCAAGAGUUCGGAGCAGAGUGAGGGGUUGAAUGAUGGCGAAUGAAGAGGAUAUAGUGUGGCCACGACACACGAGACAUGUGUCUUGGUUUACCAUCUGUGUGCGACACAGGACUUACCCCAGUUGACAGGAGUACAUUUAGAGCUUUGCGAAAUCUAACUCUGUAAUGAGCCAUCGCUUACAUUAUCUGACAUUCGUAGAUCCGCGAGAUGUCAACGUUUCAACCCUUGUUAUUUGUAAACGCGAACAAAGUCACCUAGCUUUAGGACGUCAGCAGCAUCCUACCGGUCCUAACCAUUCCAUCGUGAGCUAUGGUGACAUCCUCUCGCCU